GCCUCCAGCGCAGCGCCACCGCCACCGCUACCGCCAGCGUGCUCGCCGCGGCCUGGAGUCUCCUCUCCUCUGCGCCGGCACUGGAUGCCUGAAUGCAGAAGUGUUCAGCGUAACAGCCUGACCGUCCAACAGGAGAGGUAUCCAGACGCUGUAGCCAUGACAGCCGCCGUGGACCCCGCCUUCAAGGCCAUCCCCAAGGGCAGUACGGCUUUCAUCAUAUGGAGGAUCGAGAACAUGCAGGUGGUGCCGCUUCCAAAAGCUCAGUACGGGAACUUCUACGAUGGUGAUUCUUACAUCGUGUACGCCGCCUCUGAAUAUGGCAAGUCGACUGGAACUGAUUCCAAGGCGGAGCCGGUGCGCGGCUCGGCGGAGGUGCACCUGCACUACUGGCUGGGCGCGGAGACUUCGCAGGACGAGGCGGCCACGGCGGCCUACAAGACGGUCGAGCUGGACGACUACCUGGGCGGCAGCCCCAUCCAGCACCGCGAGGUCCAGGGCGCCGAGUCGGCGCGCUUCAAGGCCUACUUCAGAUCCGGCAUCACAGUGCUGAAGGGUGGUGUGGCGUCCGGGCUGAAGGAGGUGACGGACGAUUUCGAGCCGCGACUGUUCCGCAUCAAGGGACGGCGGCUACCCACAGUCACGCAAAUGCCAUCCAUCAGCUGGGAGCACUUCAACAGCGGCGACGUCUUCAUCCUCGACACCAAGGACACCAUCUUUGUGUGGACAGGCAAGAAGUCCAACCAUGCAGAAAGGCUUCAGGGAGCCCGGGUAGCACAGAAGUUAAAGGCAGAGCAUGAUGCUACAUCAGUGGUGUUCCUGGAGGAUGGUAGAGAGGAGAAGAUGCACCAGUCAGAGAAGAAGGUGUUCUCGGAGUACUUGAAUCUGAGGGAGCGAUCAGUGAGGAGCGCCGAAGACAGCCCUCCAGAUGAGACGUUCGAGCAGACUGCCCGCUCCGCUCUCACACUGUACCAGUGCAGUGAUGAUGGUGGCACUUGCAAGGUUACUGAAAUCAAAGCAGGGCCUCUCUACCAGAGUGAUCUCAUCUCCACUGACUCCUUUAUUAUUGACAAUGGUCAAUAUGGUAUAUGGGUUUGGAUUGGAAAGAAAGCCUCACAGAAGGAGAGAUCUGAAGCAAUGGCAAAUGCAAAUGGAUUUGUGACGAAGAAAGGAUAUCCUGUCACAACACCUGUGACCCGUGUUGUAGACGGUGGUGAACCAGUAGAAUUUAAGAUGUUAUUUUCAUCUUGGAAGGACAAGAAUCAAACUACAGGAAUUGGAAAAGCAGCUACAGUGAACCACAUUGCAGUUACUGUUCAUACAAAACUUGAUGCAUCAACACUUCAUGAGAAACCACAACUGGCUGCAAAAUCUCAGCUAGUUGAUGAUGGUUCUGGAACAAAAGAAGUAUGGAGAGUGAAUAAUUUUGAACUUGAUAAACUGCCACAGGAUCGGCAUGGGUUGUUCUUUGAAGGAGAUUCUUAUGUCAUUCAUUAUAAAUACAAUGUGGGCAGUCAAGAAAAUCACAUCAUUUAUUAUUGGCUGGGUCUACACUCACCUGCAGACGAACGUGGUACUGCUGCCUUGAAGACUGUUGAGAUGGACACUGCUUUAGGAGGUAUAGCUGUACAAGUACGUGUUGUCCAAGGCAAGGAGCCACCACACUUCCUCACCAUCUUCAAAGGCCGAAUGCUCAUUAUGGGUGGAGGCCAUAUAUCAUCAUUUGAAAAAGGUGAUGAAAAUUCUGUGGAAGAGAAAAAAGAAAUAAAGAAAAUUCCAGAACAGUUCCUGCUACAUGUCAGAGGGAAUGGUGAUACCAACACAAAGGCCAUUGAGGUUGAUUUAAGAGCAGCUUCGCUAAAUUCAAAUGAUGUAUUUGUUCUAAAAAAUCAUGCUGAUACAUUUGUGUGGUGUGGAAAAGGAGCAACUGGUGAUGAGAGAGAAAUGGCAAAGAAAAUUGCAGAUUUUGUAUCGAAAGGAGACUACACUCUUGUGUAUGAAGGACAAGAAAAACCUGACUUUUGGGAAGCUAUUGGAGGUAAAGAAGAAUAUGCCAAUGACAAGAGGCUUACUGAACCAAAUGAAACAUUUCCAGCAAGGUUGUUUCAGCUCUCCAAUGCUUCUGGAAAAUUUACAGCGGAAGAAAUUAUUAACUUCACUCAAAUUGAUUUAAUAGAAGACGAUGUCAUGAUGCUGGAUACAUAUGAUGCAGUGUACUUGUGGAUUGGUAAAAAUUCUAAUGAAGAGGAACGUAAACUGGCAGUGGAAGCUGCUUCAGAAUAUAUUAACACAGACCCUACUGAACGUGACAGUGACACACCAAUUCUCCUCAUAAAGCAAGGGUAUGAGCCACCUACAUUCACAGGUUUCUUUGGUGUGUGGGACAGAGAUCUUUGGAAUAACUCCAAAACUUUCAAGGAGCUUUGUGCUGAGAUACAAGGAGAAAAUCCUAUAAUAGAAGUAGAUACUGAAAAGAUUGUUGAUGGUAAUGGAUUUGAAGAUUAUCCCAAAUACCCACUGGAGGUCCUUCAGAGCAAAGAAGUGGACAGUUUACCAGAGGAUGUAGAUAAACUCCAUAGAGAGGUACAUUUGACAUCAGAAGAUUUUAGAGCAGUAUUCAAUAUGUCAUAUGCAGAUUUCACUGGUUUACCAGCUUGGAAACAGAACAACCUCAAGAAAGCAAAUGGCCUAUUUUGAAGAUCUAUUGUCACUGAUGUAAAUAUUCUUGUCUACUUUCAAAAGGCAACUUCAGAAUGAGAUCAUACAAAAAAUUGUCAAAAUGUAUUCUGUGUUUUACAAAUUAAUGUUUAAUUUAUAACUCACAUCAGGUGCCAUUCCUUUCUGGGCAGUAUUGUUAUUUGCUGUACUUGCUUUAGUGUAUGACAGUUUUGUAAAUAAAUAUUUUAAACGUA
Molecule: messenger RNA, 2909 nt
Organism: Schistocerca piceifrons (Central American locust)
Lineage: Eukaryota; Metazoa; Arthropoda; Insecta; Orthoptera; Acrididae
Gene: qua
Product: villin-1
Exons: 17
Coding region: 85-2694 (869 amino acids)
Biological process (GO): actin filament severing; actin polymerization or depolymerization; cytoskeleton organization
Cellular component (GO): actin cytoskeleton; cytoplasm
Molecular function (GO): phosphatidylinositol-4,5-bisphosphate binding; actin filament binding
Source: RefSeq, a predicted model, not a curated record